Dioscorea cayenensis subsp. rotundata (Guinea yam) is the source of this 3420-nucleotide messenger RNA. RefSeq names its product ATP-dependent DNA helicase RecQ-like. Gene Ontology annotation, cellular component: nucleus; cytoplasm; chromosome. Gene Ontology annotation, biological process: DNA replication; double-strand break repair via homologous recombination. The record is from RefSeq and is a predicted model, not a curated record. Gene Ontology annotation, molecular function: 3'-5' DNA helicase activity; four-way junction helicase activity; ATP binding. Bases 73 to 3420 code for a protein of 1115 amino acids. The transcript has 22 exons. Lineage: Eukaryota; Viridiplantae; Streptophyta; Magnoliopsida; Dioscoreales; Dioscoreaceae.
UCGAGAUUGAAACCCCAUUCCCUCUUUCCCUCGCCGUUGCUCUUCGUCGUCUCCGGCCUCGAUCUCGCCGGAAUGGAGUCGGUCCUGAAGAAAUACUUCGGGUACUCCCAGUUUCGUUCUUACCAGAAGGAAAUCAUCGAUAAGAUCCUCAGCGGGAGGGACUGCCUCGUUGUCAUGGCAACCGGAAGCGGUAAAUCUCUCUGUUAUCAGAUCCCUCCACUUGUUGCCGGGAAGACUGCUGUUGUUAUAAGCCCACUUUUAUCCUUGAUGCAAGAUCAGGUUAUGAGCCUAAAACAACGGGGAGUCCAAGCUGAAUUUCUUGGAAGCACCCAAACCAAACAGACAGCAUACUCUGAAGCUGAGAAUGGUAGCCUAGAUGUUCUGUACAUGACUCCUGAGAAAGCCUGCUCACUUUCUCCAAGCUUCUGGAAGAACUUGCUGAAUGCUGGGAUUUGUUUGCUGGCAGUGGAUGAAGCACAUUGCAUAUCAGAGUGGGGGCAUGAUUUCAGGAAGGAGUACAAGCAGCUUCAUCUUUUGCGCAGUAUCCUUUCAGAUGUCCCCUUCGUUGGUUUAACUGCCACAGCCACUGAGAAGGUCCAGGAAGACAUUGUGUGCUCCUUGAAGAUGAACGACCCAUACAUAGCUAUUGGCUCAUUUGAUCGCCCAAAUCUUUUCUAUGGUGUCAAAUGCUUGAGUCGAUCUAUGUCUUUUGUAGAUGAGCUUGUUGCAGAGGUCUCAAAAUACAGUUCUUCCACUGGUUCAACUAUCAUAUAUUGCACAACAGUCAAAGACACUGAGCAGAUCUAUAAUUCAUUAAAAGAUGCCGGAAUCAGUGCUGGAAUGUACCAUGGUCAAAUGGGUAGUAAAGCCCGUGAUGAAUCCCAUAGAUCUUUCAUAAGGGAUGAUCUUCAUGUCAUGGUUGCCACAAUUGCAUUUGGCAUGGGCAUAGAUAAGCCAAACAUCAGGUGUGUGCUACACUAUGGGUGCCCUAAGAGUCUGGAGUCAUAUUAUCAAGAAAGUGGGCGAUGUGGGAGAGAUGGAUUGGCCUCAAUCUGUUGGUUGUAUUAUUCACGAAGUGAUUUUGCAAAAGCUGAUUUCUAUUGUGCUGAUGCUUCCUCUGAAAAUCAAAGGAAAGCUAUCAUGGAGUCUUUCAGGGCUGCAGAGAAGUAUUGCUAUCUGUCUACCUGCCGUAGAAAGUUUUUGUUAGAAUAUUUUGGUGAAGCAGCAGCAAAGGACUGUGGUAAUUGUGAUAAUUGCACUAGGACUAGAGAGGAAAGAGACUUGUCAAGAGAAGCCUACUUGCUGCUGUCUUGUGUACGAUCUUGUGGUGGUCGAUGGGGACUUAAUAUGCCUAUUGAUGUUCUGCGUGGAUCCCGUUCCAGGAAGAUUCUUGAUAACAACUUUGACAAGCUUCCAAUGCAUGGGAUGGGGAGAGACUACUCAUCUACUUGGUGGAAAGCACUAGCUGCUUUAUUGUUUUCUAAUGGUUACUUGAAGGAGAUUGUUCAAGAUGUAUAUAGAUGUGUAAGUGUCAGCCCGGGUGGUAUGCAGUUUCUAUCUAAUGCUGACACUGGGUGCCAAGAAUCACUAGUGUUAGCAUUGACUUCUGAGAUGAUUGAUGAGGAAACUUCUGGAAAUUCACUAACCAAAGUUGAGGGAAACCUUCAAAAUCUGGUGGCUUUAGGACGAGAAGGAUUAUCUGAGGCUGAGGAAAAGCUCUACCACAUGCUUCUAGAUCUAAGGAAAAGACUAGCAGAAAAUUUUGGAACAGUUCCAUAUGCUAUCUGUGGUGAUCAAACAAUAAAAAGUAUAGCUAAGAUAAGGCCAUCCAACAGAGCUAGGUUGGCCAAUAUUGAUGGUGUGAACCAGCACCUUGUGACAAAGUGUGGCGAUAGUUUCCUCCAAAGCAUCAGUCAUUUAACACAAGAACUAAACCUUUCACUGGAUGGAGAAUCAGUAGCCCAACCUGCAAUCACGAGAGUAAGUCCAAUCUCCCAGAGAAAACUGACUCCAGCCAAGUUUGAUGCAUGGAGACUAUGGGAAAAGGAUCUGCUUUCUUUUCAGGAUAUUGCUGCCAUACCUAGAAAAUCAGGUUCAAUAAAAGAACAGACAAUAAUUUCGUAUGUUCUUGAAGCUGCUGUGGAGGGGCAUGAACUCAAUUGGGCUAGAUUCUCUAAAGAGAUAGGGCUAACACUUGACACUGUCCAACAAAUUCGUUUUGCCCUUACAAAAGUAGGAUCAAGAGAACGGCUAAAGCCAAUCAAAGAGGAACUACCUGAAACUGUUUCUUAUGAACAGAUCAAGGCCUACUUGACAAUGGAAGAUCUCAAUGUCUGCAAGGAAGAAAUAUUUGAUGCCAAAUUCUGUACAUCAGACAACCUUCCAACCAAGAUUUCUGGUUCAUUGUCUUGCGAUCAUGAAGUAGAAUUAGAGAAGGCAUGCUAUGCCACAGAUGAAGCAAAAUCUUGUCCCCAGGAGAUUAUCUGCCCACCUUCUCCCCUUACACCAUGUGGUGGUGAAAGUGGAAGUGCUUCUCGAAUGAAGCAACCCCGUUAUGAUUCUUCUAUCGAUAAUUCUUCCGUUAAGAAGCUCCACAAAUGCAGUGAAACAGAAGAACACAAUGACCAAUUGGAAGCAACUGAAAGUGCUAUUUUGGACUUCAUAGCAAGCCAAGAUGGGGUUUCAUUAUCAAAUAUCACCGAGCACUUUAAAGGAUCUAGGAGGGAGCUCAUCAUCGAAAUAGUGGACCACCUUGAAGGUGAAUUUUUGAUAUUUGGAAGGAAGAACAAUAUCUAUAGAUCUACUUUUAAAAUAAAAAUCAGGUGCACCAAGAAAAACAGAGAGAGAGAGAGGCCGCCAUUGGCGUUCUUGGUUCAACUCGAGGUUGAGAUGGGAAUGGCAGCGGCGGAGGUAGCGGUGAAGUGGGAGAGGGAACAACGAGAGAGAGGAGGUCAGCGAAGGUCACGCCGGCGCCUGUUGAUGGAAGCGGAGAUAUGGCGAGGACCCUCGCUCUUGGUUUCCCUACCCGCCCCUAGUCUUCUCUUCUCCUCCCUUGCGUUCCUCUUUGGACUUCUCAAUCACUUUCCUUACGGUAUUGGAGAUCCUCAUAGAUCUCUGCCACUCACUCCACCAUUGCGGUUCUUGUGUUUUGUGUUGCUCCGGCAUAGGGUGGUACUGGGCGGGAGAUGGUGGCAAGCGAGGUUGGCAAAUUCAAUCCAAAUGGCGUUGUCGAGUCAGAUCAUCGAUCGCGGCGGGUUGAGUCUGCGCAUGGCGAAAUUAAGUCUUGGUGGCGGGUCUGCGGGGGAAAACGGUGCACGCGCAUUGCAGGCUGUGCAAGCGGCGCGCAAGCGUCGUCUGGCGUGGCGGGAAUCUCGAUAUCAAUGGGUGGAGUCAUGUGAUCAAAUUGGAAAUUGUGGCUAA